GUGUUUGUUUGCCUCCUUGCAGAGCAGUGUUUUGGGAUGAUGCCUCUACCAGCUUUGCACGUCAAAAGAGAAUUUUUCUUUUGUUUUGCUACUUUACGAAAAGGUCAGAUUGGAUUGAUACUGCCUGUGAACUAUUUUGAAGUAUUGACACAAUUUAUCAGUAAUGGACUUUGACUAGGCCAUUGUGACACAUAAACAUGCGUUCAUAUAUAGCAAUCUUAGCUUCCUCCCUCAAUCCCAAAUCAUGACUGUUGGGUUAAUUAGUUUCUCCAAAUUGCCCUUAAUUAUGAGUUUGUGUGUGGUUGUUUAUCUUGAGUGGCUUUAAGUUGUUCUGUGAUGGACAGGCGAUCCUUCACCCAAUAACUGCCUUUUUUCCCCACUAAUGUUCUCUAAAAAAUCCCACUUAGGCCUUCAUAGAAAAGCUGGAUUUAUGUUGAUGACAUUACAUGCAGGUGUGUACUCAUUAGGUGACUAAUGAAGGCAAUUGGUUGCAGUGGACUUUAUUGAGGCAAAUCAAAAGAAAGAGAGCUGAAUGCCAUACUUUUCAGAGUUUUAUUUGUAAAAUGACUUGAAAGCAUUAUUAUUUCCUAAUUAUGCAAUACUUUUUGUUUUUUCCUCAGUUUCCUCAAAACUACAUUGAAAUUUCUGUUGUGGCAUAAAAAAAUAGUAGAAAACAGGUUUCGCCCCUUACUGUCCUCCGCUCCAGUUGUCUUUACAUUUCUUUGUGUUCUGCAGAGCACCUGCCUGCGAUUGUCUUCCUCACGUUCCCUCUGUCCUUUUAUUUUCUCUGACUGUUUCACUCCCCUCCCCUCUCUUAUGAAAGAGCUGGCUUCAGCAGUCUGACUGAACCAAGCGAUGCAUUCCCACUCGCACACCGGGUGCUGCUGCCCUGUACGAGCUAAUCGCUGGGUCCGUGUGUGUUCCUGGUUGCGCCUCAGCACUGAGGAUACGGAGCUUCCUGCGUGCUGCUAGGCAGCCCAGACUCAUUCUGCCGCAUUCAUGCCUCCUACCGCCACCAUUACGCAGAGGAAUUCCCUGCCGUCUCCUCAACCGCUGCUCACAGACAGAGUGAGUGUUGGUUAGAGAGAGAGAGGAGAGGAGAGGAGACGGGCUGCAAAGCGACACUGACAGAUAGAGGACAGAGCUGGAUUUUGUGCUGGAUUGACACAUGAAGAUGCGCCGUGUUUGUUUAUGUGGAAAGUACUUUUUAUGGCAUUUAUCAUUGAUCUUUGUGCUAUGGGACUGCGCACAUAUGUAAGAAGGAACACCGUGUAUUUAUGUGUGCGUGUGAGUGAGUGUGUGAGCGGCUGUUCCUGAUGCGGUCAGAACGGGCGAGCCGUGUGUGUAUUGUGGUGCUGGAGGAGGUGGAGGAGGACGAGCCCUCUCCUUCAUCCCCACCUCCUCGGCCCAAAGCGUCUCAUCAAGUCCCUGGAAGGGCUGUCGCGCAGGACGAUAAGCCAUCUCUGCUGAGAGCCAUCUUUAACGUGGACCCAGACGAAGUUCGCUCUCUUAUCUUUAAGAAAGAGGAUGUCAACGUUCAGGACAACGAGAAGCGAACCCCUCUUCACGCUGCAGCAUACCUCGGAGACGCUGAGAUUAUUGAGCUGCUCAUCCUUUCAGGAGCCAGGGUUAAUGCCAAAGAUAACAAGUGGUUGACUCCUCUACACCGAGCUGUGGCUUCUUGUAGCGAGGAUGCGGUGACGGUGCUGCUGAAGCACAGCGCAGACGUAAACGCUCGGGACAAGAACUGGCAGACGCCGCUUCACGUAGCAGCCAGCAACAAGGCGGUCCGCUGUGCCGAAGCUCUGGUGCCACUGCUGAGCAACGUCAAUGUAUCGGACCGUGCAGGACGCACUGCGCUGCACCACGCUGCCUUCAGUGGCCAUGUAGAGAUGGUGAACCUGCUGCUCUCCAGAGGAGCCAACAUUAAUGCGUUUGACAAGAAGGACAGGAGAGCCAUCCACUGGGCAGCCUACAUGGGUCACCUGGAGGUUGUUAAGUUGCUGGUGGCCAGUGGAGCUGAGGUCGACUGUAAGGACAAGAAAGCUUACACGCCGCUUCAUGCAGCCGCCUCCAGUGGCAUGAGCAGCACAGUGCACUACCUGCUGAGCCUGGGUGUCCAUGUGAACGAGGUUAAUGCCUAUGGCAACACACCGCUCCAUUUGGCCUGCUACAACGGACAGGACGUGGUGGUUGGCGAGCUCAUCGAGGAAGGAGCGAGCGUAAAUCAAGUAAACGAGAGAGGCUUUUCUGCACUUCACUUCGCUUCGUCUUCACGCCAAGGUGCGCUGUGCCAGGAGCUGCUGCUGGCCCACGGAGCAUGCAUCAACUUGAAGAGUAAGGAUGGUAAGACUCCUCUACACAUGGCAGCUACACAUGGGCGCUUCUCCUGCUCCCAGGCCCUCAUUCAAAAUGGAGCUGAGAUCGACUGUGAAGACAGAAGCAGGAACACUGCCCUUCACAUCGCAGCCCGCUACGGCCAUGAGCUCAUCAUCACGUCGCUCAUCAAAGAUGGAGCCAGCACUGCCAAGAGAGGCAUUCACGGGAUGUUACCGCUACACCUGGCAGCUCUCAGCGGCUUCUCCGAUUGCUGCAGGAAGCUGCUGUCCUCAGGUACAAGUCUCGCUCACACCGUCUCCUGCCAGCGGAAUCACCUGCUUGACAUCCAAAUUGAUGCCAACUGCAUAUUUUGUACAGGAUUUGUCAUAGACACCCCCGAUGACUUUGGUAGGACCUGUCUGCAUGCGGCUGCAGCCGGAGGAAACCUGGAGUGUCUGAACCUGCUGUUGAACACAGGAGCUGACUUCAACAGGAAGGACAACUUUGGCAGGGCUCCGCUACACUACUCAUCGGCCAACUGUAACUACCAGUGUGUGUUUGCUCUGGUGGGCUCUGGGGCCAGUGUUAACGAUCUGGAUCAGAACAGCUGCAGCCCUUUGCACUACGCGGCGGCUGCCGACACGGAGGGAAAAUGUGUGGAGUACCUGUUGAGGAACGAUGCAGAUCCAGGCGUGAAGGACAGACAGGGUUACAACGCAGUGCACUACGCCUCUGCCUACGGCCGCACACUCUGUCUGGAACUGAUCGCAAGUGUGAGACCACUUGAUGUGUUAAUGGAGACCUCAGGAACCGACAUCCUGAGGGACUCAGAUAGUCAGGCCCCCCUAAGUCCACUCCAUCUGGCGGCUUACCACGGACACUGCGGGGCGUUGGACGUUCUCCUGGUAUCCCUGCUGGACAUGGACGUGCGCAGCCCGGACGGACGCACCCCGCUAAGUUUAGCCUGCUCCAGGGGCCACCAGGAAUGCGUGUCCCUGCUGCUCCAUCACGGAGCCUCCCCCAUGACCCGCGACUAUAUAUAUAAGAAGACAGCCUUACAUGCUACAGCUAUGAAUGGCCACCCAGAGUGCCUGCACCUGCUUCUGAGUAGCAACAAUCAACACAUCAAUGUGGAUGCACAAGACAACAACAAACAGACUCCCCUGAUGUUGGCAGUGCUGAACGGACACACAGAGUGUGUGUACUCUCUGCUCAAUCAAGGAGCCUGUGUAGAAACCCAGGACCGUUGGGGUCGGACAGCCCUGCACCGCGGGGCUGCCACAGGCCAGGAUGAGUGUGUGGAGGGCCUCCUCCAGCGAGGGGCCAGCGUGUGUGUGAAGGACAUCCGGGGCCGCACCCCGCUGCACCUGGCUUCAGCUUGUGGCCACGUGGGAGUCCUGGGAACUCUCCUGCAGACCACGCCCCCCUCCCUCACUCACCUCACAGACAACCAGGGCUACACGCCGUUACACUGGGCCUGCUAUAACGGUUACGAUGCAUGUGUGGAGGUUUUGUUAGAUCAUGAGGCGUUCAGGAAGAUCAAGGGAAACUCCUUCAGCCCGCUGCACUGUGCUGUAAUGAACGAUAACGAGGGCGUGGCCGAGAUGCUAAUCGACUGCCUGGGUGCAAACAUCGUCAACACCACGGACUCCAAGGGAAGAACCCCCCUCCAUGCUGCUGCGUUUUCUGAUCACGUGGAGUGCAUUUCUCUUCUCCUGAGCCACGGAGCUAAGGCUAACGCUGUCGACACGCUCGCACACAAAACACCGCUGAUGAUGGCAGCUCUGAACGGACAGACCAACGCUGUGGAGGUUCUGGUGAGCAGUGGGAAAACAGAUUUGUCCCUGCAGGAUGUAGCCAGGAACACUGCUCUGCAUCUUGCUUGUAGCAAAGGUCAUGAAACUAGUGCAUUGUUGAUCCUCGAGAAAAUCAGCGACAGGAACUUGAUCAACUGCACCAAUGCUGCUCUCCAGACGCCGCUGCACGUAGCAGCCAGGAUGGGGCUAACGGUGGUGGUCCAGGAGCUGCUGGGAAAAGGAGCCAGCGUUUUGGCGGUGGAUGAGAACGGUUACACCCCAGCUUUGGCCUGCGCUCCGAAUCGCGACGUAGCCGACUGCUUGGCCCUCAUCCUCAACUCGAUGAUGCCCACCUCCCCCAUGGUGACGAUCGCCGCCAUUCCCGCUUUGUCUCUCACCCAGACGGUGAUCAACCACCACCCGACCUCAAACCACAUCUCCAAAGGAGUUGCGUUCGAUACUCCACCGUCUCUGAGACCCGACCACGCCUCAUACUGCAGGCCAGAGAGGCCGCUGUCCUCCGUUUCCGCGGACGACGAACUGAACGACUCGGACUCUGAGACCUACUGAGGACUUUUGGAGACGGCCUCACGAUCCUGGCAGGCUAGCCAACCACUCAGGAGCCUUAAUAGAUAACUGACUGAAAGAUGGGGAAAGUAGAGCAGGUGAUUUUUGGGGUAAGCUUCCUUUAAAUAAUUUUAAAAAUAGCCUUUUAUACAAACCACAUAUAGUGCCUUGCAAUUGCAUUCCUACCCAUUGAUGUUUUUCAGACCUUGUCACGUUACAG
Molecule: messenger RNA, 4902 nt
Organism: Xiphophorus couchianus (Monterrey platyfish)
Lineage: Eukaryota; Metazoa; Chordata; Actinopteri; Cyprinodontiformes; Poeciliidae
Gene: ankrd28a
Product: ankyrin repeat domain 28a
Exons: 28
Coding region: 1317-4685 (1122 amino acids)
Molecular function (GO): protein binding
Source: RefSeq, a predicted model, not a curated record